This is a messenger RNA of Oikopleura dioica, 348 nucleotides long. Lineage: Eukaryota; Metazoa; Chordata; Appendicularia; Copelata; Oikopleuridae. The record is from the annotation of a GenBank genome assembly.
AUGAAAGUAUUGUAUUUUCUCUCCACGGGUAUUCGAAAAGUUAACUUCAGGUUUACCAACGAGGAUCUUCAAGUAGAAGGCUUUGGUUGGAACUUGAAAUAUUCAGAUAAAGUGCUGAAACUAAAGAACUCAGAUGGCAAUGUUCGAAUAAUAGCAGUUUGCGAUCAUCAUUACAUGCCAUCGAUACAUUAUAACUUCCGUAAAUGUACUGAAUCGAAUGCUUAUUGCGAGGAAACGGCCACCGAUGAAAAUGGAUAUCAAGUGCUUCGUCUCAACUCGAAUUUUGACAAGUCUAAAUAUAAAUAUGGUGCCAGACAUUACUACACCUUCAAUGUGGAAAUUUUGUAA